Phaethon lepturus (White-tailed tropicbird) is the source of this 568-nucleotide messenger RNA. Its product is annotated as transmembrane protein 17-like. The transcript has 3 exons. Lineage: Eukaryota; Metazoa; Chordata; Aves; Phaethontiformes; Phaethontidae. Gene Ontology annotation, cellular component: ciliary transition zone. The annotation marks the transcript as partial. The record is from RefSeq and is a predicted model, not a curated record. Gene Ontology annotation, biological process: non-motile cilium assembly.
UAUAGAACAAGCCAGGAGUGAUAAAGACUUGUCUCUAUCUACAGAUAAUGAAAUAGUUUCCAGUUUACCACUGCAGAUGUCCCUCUAUUUCAACGUUUAUUUUUUCCCAUUUUGGUGGCUCAGCACAGUUGUCAUGCUCCAUCUGAAGUAUCCAGCCUUGUCAGAUUACUACAAGUUCAUCCUGGUCACAAUCAUGAUCCUAGCCUCUCUAAUAGAGGUCAUUCGACUCUACCUGGGAUACAUGGGCAAUCUGCAGGAGAAGGUCCCUGAGCUGGCUGGGUUUUGGCUCCUGAGUCUCCUCCUGCAGUUGCCUAUAAUUCUCUUCUUGCUAUUUAAUGAAGGUCUGAAAAUUCAGCCACUGGAGCGAGCAGUCCAUAUCAUCUUUGCCCUUUUCCUCACCUUCCAAAUCAUUGCAGCCUUUGUCACGCUGAGAAGAAUGGUGAACAAACUGGCAACUCAUUUCCGCCUUAAUGAAUUUGACCAGCUGGAGGAACACCCUGUGCCCGAUUUGUACACCCUGGGUAAAGAAGAGAGCGCAGUUUCCAUGGCUGGUAGGGGCCCAUGCUGA